AAUGUCAAGAUGGUCGUGUUAUGGAUUCUAUUGCUUUUUCUUCAUCAAGGAUAUUCUCUGGUUCCAGUGAAAACAGUUAAGCUCGGUGAAGCAGCAACUUUAACAUGUGCUUUACCCGAAGAGUUCAUCAAUAGAGUCCACUGGUACAAGCAGAGUGUUGGGGAUACGCUUAAAUUCAUUGUGACACUGUAUGGAACUACAUCACCUCAGUUUGCUUCAGAGUUUAAUAAAUUAAGAUUUGGGGCACAAAUUGAUGCAAACUUUAGCAGCCUGACCAUUUUGAAGACUGUCCACGAAGAUGAGGGAAUCUAUCACUGUGGAACAGACAACUGGAUUAAUAUUAAAUGGAAUGGAACAUAUUUGUUGAUAAAAGGAAACACUCAAAGGACAUCAAACUAUACCGUGGUCCAGCAGCCAGUAGAAUCAAAUCCUGUCCGUCCAGGAGACACAGCAGAUCUCCAGUGUUCAGUCUUCUCUGACUCUGAGAACGAGACAUGUCCAGGAGGUCAUAAUGUGUUCUGGUUCAGAGCUGGAUCUCAUCCAAACAUCAUCUACACUGAUGGAAACAGUACGAAUCAAUGUGAGAAAAGAUCUGAGACUCAGAAGAAAUGUGUUUAUCGGAUCUCUAAGAAUAUCAGCUCCUCUGAUAAUGGGACUUAUUACUGUGCUGUGGCCACAUGUGGAGAGAUAUUAUUUGGAAAUGGAACUACAUUGGAAGUUGACCAAACAACAAAAUUGAUAUUUAUUCAAAUGGCAAUAUUAAUAUCCUGUUUGGCAGUUUCUGUCAUUGGAAAUGUUUUCUUCAUCUGGAACCGAAGCGCAUGUAAGAAAUGUAAAGGAAUAGAAACUGCUAUAUCAGAAGUACAAACUGAGAACUUGCACCCACCCGUGGAUUUUCUGGGCUUGCUGGGCAGAGACGUUUGGUGUGGAUCAACCCCUCCUCACCUGUUGGUGGUUGAUUCCUCAGGCCUCAAGGAUAAGAAGAGCAGACUUAUGCAACCCGUGCCCAGUCUGCCUGCCCGCUCUCCACCUAUUAAGCCUGCUCAGUACUCCUUCCAAGCUCAGUUUUUCUAUGUUUCCAAGUAA
This is a messenger RNA of Archocentrus centrarchus (flier cichlid), 1086 nucleotides long. RefSeq lists its product as uncharacterized. The transcript is spliced from 7 exons. Gene Ontology annotation, biological process: response to bacterium. NCBI's taxonomy places the organism in Eukaryota, Metazoa, Chordata, Actinopteri, Cichliformes, Cichlidae. The coding region runs from base 10 to 1086 and encodes 358 amino acids. The record is from RefSeq and is a predicted model, not a curated record.